This is a messenger RNA of Maniola jurtina (meadow brown), 548 nucleotides long. RefSeq lists its product as uncharacterized. The record is from RefSeq and is a predicted model, not a curated record. The coding region runs from base 147 to 524 and encodes 125 amino acids. NCBI's taxonomy places the organism in Eukaryota, Metazoa, Arthropoda, Insecta, Lepidoptera, Nymphalidae. The transcript is spliced from 3 exons.
GUUGGCAAAGACUGCCAUCUACUAUUUACUUAUAUAAUAUUUUAAUUCUUAGCUAUCUUUAUCUUUUACAAUUUUACAAAGUGUUUUACGAAACUAUGAUAAACCGUGCAGGACUAAACGCGAAAGGUACCUAUAAAAACUAUUAAAUGCCCGGCUGCAAGUUGAAGACGUGCAUCAGGAAACAGAACCAAAAUGUUGACGAACCGGAGAGCGGGCAGUCGCAGAGAACUGCAGCGCCUGUGCCCCGCGCGUCUUUUCUCAAUGAGGAUAUACCUGGAACUUCUUCUGGGGUGAGACCGGCAGUGCGAGCUGGACGAGAGCCAGAGCCACCACAUGAUGAUCUGUACCAUUCCAUGAAACUUGGAUUUUUGUCCGCGUGGAAGAGCGCUAGCAACUUGUGGAAGAAGACAAAAGACCCGUACAGCUGGCAGCUGCUUAAGAGCAUUACCAUGUUCACACUGGGGCUCAAACUGUUCGACGAUAUCCACCGACACUUGACCAAAGACUCGACAAGUUGUGUUUAGCUAAUAAAACAUUAUUUGAAGAGA